Aureobasidium musti is the source of this 1374-nucleotide messenger RNA. Lineage: Eukaryota; Fungi; Ascomycota; Dothideomycetes; Dothideales; Saccotheciaceae. The record is from the annotation of a GenBank genome assembly.
AUGGCAUUGAUACAAAGGACUCCAGCAGGCAUCCUUAGCUGCCUGGCAGCCUGCUUCUCUACGACUGCUCUCGCCACUUUCGUCACGUUGUUCGCAGCCACCGUGCUCGUACCCACUCCCAUACAUACGCAAGCAACUGUGGCUGCUGUGUUUGACAUUCUGGCGAUCAUGGUUCUUUUCGUUUUCGUAGUGUUUUACACCUGCACUGCUCGCAAUCUCAAGGCUCACAGAUGGACUCUGGCAGUUGUAGUACUCACGCCAUUCGCAAUCGCAAUGAUCCUCUCGAUCUACGUUCUUGGUUGGAUGUACAACAAUCUGCCGCUUAUCGAAACACAUGGUCACUCUACCAAUCUUGCAUCCAUGGUUGCCGCAGCUCUCGCAAUGUGGGUUCUAUCACUCAUCACCCUUGGCGUCUAUGGUGGGCUCUAUUGGAGGUCAAAGUCAUCAUUGCCCGAUUCGGUUCUUUUCACUUCAGAUCCACUUCAAAGCUGCAUGGACCUCGGAGAGCAAAAGACUCAAGCGCUCUCUUUGAACACUCUAUCUCCCUACUCAGCGAACUUCAAUCGACCAGUGUCAACAUUUUCCGAUGCAUCUGAAGAGCAAUCGACCAGCAUCAAGUCCUCUGUUCGCAAUUCUGUAUCACACUUCCUCCGACAAGGCAAGGGCUCGAAGAACGCACCUAAGCAUUCGAAAGAGAGUGUGCGAUCGGACUCGAUCUCCGAGCGCAGACCUUCGGAUGGGUUUGAGACUUGGAGCGUUGUACCGACCCCUACCGCCGUUGAGGCAACAGAUGCUCGGACAGCUCUGCACGUCGCACAACCACAUCGACUCGAGACCAUCCCUGGCAGCAGACCAGUAUCCCCUGCCUACCCUCUUGAUGGACCUUUUCCUGAGGCAUGCGAGGAAGACGAAGAGGCUGACGAAGUGCCCGAAUCACCCGAAUUUCCUCCUUUUGCACCAGCCUUGAAUCGUCGCCCGUCACAUCAACAACUGAACCAGGAUCAGACGCAUAUUCAUCCUUUGUUCCGCAGCGAUAGUCCUUUGCCCUCCCCUGCUGCUUCUCCUGGCACCAUCAUCACCUCUUCACCAUUUGCCGGCCAGGUUGUCAGUCCUAGUGAUCCCGCGUUUGGCUCACGUAGCCGUAAAGGCUCUGCAUUAGGUUCGCGACCGUCCAGCCCAAACGCCAGUCUCAUUCGCUCUGGUAGUGCUCUGAGUCUGAGCAGACCAGCCAGCUCACGGAGCAUCCGAGGACUUGCAGCACAACAAAGACCUCGAGUGGUCAUGAGUCCUAGUCUUGGAGAUUUGAGGGCGGAAUGCGACAUGUCCAUUCAANAACCAAGGCCAACACUACACAAGCGUGAACGGUCCGCUUGA